GGAUGUUGACCCUCUGCUGUCUAUGUUCAAGUGUUGACAACUGGAAUUCAUAUAGUUAUGCAAACAAAUGUUUAGUUAUUGUUAAUAAACAUUUUUUGUUUGAAGAAGUUUGUUUUCUUUAACUGUUGACUUUUCCAAAGAAAACGGUGUACAUUUUUUAUUAAUUUAAAUGAAGGCAAUGUUGCAAAGAAUGUUGAGUGUACUCAAAUAAUGGGCAGUGAAAUUUAGAAACAAAACAUUUUAAGUUAAAAGUAAGUUCUCUCAACAAAACAUUUCUCAACAAAAAAUGUUAAGUGCUGCUGAUGUAUGUUUUUAAUCUACAAGAACACACAAUUUAAAGUUUCUCCAAUUUAAUAUUUUAAGUGUUCUGAACUUAAGUACAUGAGUAGAUGUAACUAUCAAAUGCAAUAUUUUAAGUAGUGUUAACUAAAAUACAUAAGUACGUCUGAAUAGUAAUGUUACGUUUGACAAACUUAAGAUAUCACUUUGAGUGAACUUCUUAUCAUAAGUUGACACAACACAUUUGCCCUUAGUUGAGUGAACUCAAAAAGGCUUUGCAGCUGGUUGCCUCACUUUUUUAAGUUGACUCAACUUUUUUUUUUUUAGAGUGUACAUGAGUCUGGAAAAACGGAGGGAAUUCCACCCCCCUUCUUCCCUCUUUUUUUAUUUUUUUUCCUAGAGGUGGAGGUCCUAUUAAUGUGACCAAUGCUGCCUGGCCCAGCUGAAUAUAUUUACUUAGUGUUAGGAGAGCGGUGGCCACAAAAGCAGGAAUGUGCCUGAGUGUGACUUGAAAGCGGCUGUUUCAUUUACAUUUUUUACCCAUAAAAUAAAUACCGAGCGGCCCUGCGAUUUUUAUGAAUGGCUGCAUUCAUUCCAAAACACGCCCACCAAUCAGCGAGCUGUCCUCGCGGUGAAGCCACGCCCGUUUGGAAUGUCGGGGCUGCUUGGCUGCACGCUGAAUGGCUAGAAGCACGGAGAAGGGCGGGGCCUCUUUGAGGCUCACCAGCGGGUAUAUAUCACAUUUGAGACACUCGGCCCGCUAGAAAAACAAGGACUAGGUCCAUAAACGACUGAGACUCAGUGUGAAGCUAUUUAGGAUCUCCCAGACGUUCUUUGGAUUGUAGCUUGAAGAUAUUGUUUUGAUUUUUACUUUUCCCCUCAAAGCAUCAAAGGCCAAUCAUGGCAUUUCUGAUCUACCUGACAGUACUGACAACAGCAGUCAUCACACAGGUGACUGCUAGCUGCCCGGCCGUGUGCGACUGCCCCGACCAGCCCCCGGUCUGCCCCCCAGGAGUCAGCGCCGUGCCGGAUGGAUGUGGGUGCUGCAAGGUGUGUGCGGCCCAGUUGAACCAGGACUGCGGCCCUGUGAGGCCAUGCGACCACCACAAAGGGCUGGAGUGUAAUUACGGCAACGACGUGACCAUGGCCUGGGGCAUCUGUCGAGCUAAAUCGGAGGGAUGCACAUGCGAGUACAACGGCAGGAUCUACCAGAAUGGCGAGAGCUUCCGUGCCGGCUGUAAACACCAGUGUACCUGCAUCGAUGGCGCCGUCGGCUGCGCUCCCCUCUGCACCAACAAGCUGCCACCGGCCUCGGCCUCCUGCCCCUACCCACGGCUGGUCAGGAUCCCUGGGCAGUGUUGCUUCAGCGUGGACUGCAAUAAAGGCACCUGGCGGCUCCCAGCGAAGCAUCAGGCGCCUCCGCCACGACAGCACCUGCCCAGACGUCAGCAGCAUUCUGAAAAUGAGCUGGCCAACGAGCUCGCAGAGGUCAAGUCCAGCGGCUGGGAGAGUGAGCGUGGCUACAAACACCUGCCUGUGUGGAACCAUCGGAAGGAGAAGUGUCCGGUCCAGACCACGGACUGGUCCCAGUGCUCCAGCAGCUGUGGGAUGGGCGUUUCCUCUCGCAUCACCAACAAGAACCCUCAGUGCAAGCUGCAGAGAGAGACGAGACUCUGCACCGUGCGUCCGUGCCGUGGCCUGACGGCCCCCGCCAAGAAGGGGAAGAAGUGCUCCCCGACCCAGAAAGCCGCAGAGCCCGUCCGCCUGUCCUACGGAGAAUGUGCGAGCGUCCGGCUCUACCGGCCCAACUACUGUGGCGUGUGUACGGACGGACGGUGCUGCUCGCCGCGGCGCGUGCGCACCGUGCCCGUGACCUUUGUCUGCCCGGACGGCGAGCGCUUCCAGAGGUCGGCCAUGUUCAUCCAGUCGUGUAAAUGCAGCGACGAUUGCGGCCACCUCAACGAAGUGGCCCUCCCCCCACAGCAAUGGAUGUACGGGGACAUGCACCAGUUCACAGACUAGUACCGAGGAGGACUUUGUUUUAUUUUUUCAUUGUGAUGAGGUCAAUUUUCUUGAUGAAUGAAGACUCUUUUAUGACGAGGGGUCAUUUUUCCCCUCUGGCUCCCAAUGAGUGAAGAACACAGGUCGCCUCUGUUUUAUUCUCAAUCAUAAAGGACACCUUAAUUGUGAGUGUGUGACAGGAGUGGAUUGUACACGUGCCCACUCCUGUUCAAACAGACAUGGGCCCUAAAUCAGAGCCUGAGGCACUCCUGGACUUCCUCCACUAUUGGACUGAACGCUGGUUCAAAUGUGCUGGAUUCUUUUUGAGACCCUGAGGAGAAACGCUACAAGAGCAACAAAGCACUUUGUUCAGCACUAGAACUAAAGAACCAGAACUAUGACGGCAGCGCACAAACACUUCACCUGCAACAAUAGCCUCACACUGAUGCUGGAUGACUCCAUGUCCCACAAUGCACUGACAAUUUACCGACAAGCGAAAUAAUCUUUUGCGACUUUGUGGAAAGAAAAUGUUGCGUUCUUAAAAUGAUAAGGAACACCAUCUGAAAUGGAUGGGAGCGUUCAGCUGGACCAACGCCAAUUAAUUUCUUGUUUGUGCAUUAAAUGUAGCUCAAGAGGAAUGUCUUACCUGUAUUUGAGAAUUUAUUUUGGAUCACUAUUUUCUGUAAAUAUUCUUUAUUUGGAUCCAAGUUUGUGUUGGUCACAAAUAUACACAUCUGUGGAUUGAGACACUGGAGCGCAACUGUCCCACGUUGUUGUUGGCCCAUCCAUGUUUGAUGCAAGUUAUUUUUUUACUUGAGCUCAACCUGCAGUCGCAAUAGUAAAAUUUGGUAAAGCGGUG
Messenger RNA from Pseudoliparis swirei, 3139 nucleotides. Its product is annotated as CCN family member 1-like. The transcript is spliced from 6 exons. Lineage: Eukaryota; Metazoa; Chordata; Actinopteri; Perciformes; Liparidae. Gene Ontology annotation, molecular function: protein binding. Gene Ontology annotation, cellular component: extracellular region. The record is from RefSeq and is a predicted model, not a curated record. Gene Ontology annotation, biological process: signal transduction. Bases 1180 to 2301 code for a protein of 373 amino acids.